Molecule: messenger RNA, 2029 nt
Organism: Symsagittifera roscoffensis
Lineage: Eukaryota; Metazoa; Xenacoelomorpha; Acoela; Convolutidae
Product: protein ABHD13-like
Exons: 12
Coding region: 76-1629 (517 amino acids)
Cellular component (GO): membrane
Molecular function (GO): palmitoyl-(protein) hydrolase activity
Source: RefSeq, a predicted model, not a curated record
ACUUAUUAAAUAGAUUCGUUGUGAUAGAUAUUCCUUUCUUGAAUGUGAGAAAGAGCUUACAUCAUUGAUUUCCCCAUGCGGAUUCAUUUAUCACCCUGUUUAAAGCAACUACGUUUCUUCUGCAAGAGAGUCUUUGGUUCGGGUCAGACAAUGGCUGUAAACAGGUUUGCAGAAAAAAUACCACUCGGAAACGAAAUCUUAAACGUAACUGGAAACCUAUGGAAGGGUUCAGCCUACUCGAUUCUUCCGUUGCUUCUUGCUUUCAACCAAUUUCACAACUUUUGGAUUUUCCUUCUGGUCGUCAUAUCACUCUUGGGUGUCAUUUAUUUUGCACAAGACAUUCUCCUAUAUCACUGCGACAAUCCGCCAAAUUCACGUCUUUAUGUUCAAAGCUUAUCAUUACAAACUCCGAAACAUGCUAUCGGAGGUGUUGAUAAUAUCCAAAUGUUGACAGAAGAUUCGGUUGUUCUACAUGGGUACCUGCUGAAAGCUGUGAACUACGAGCAACAAAAUUAUCCCACUAUAGUGUACCUGCAUGGCAACGCAGGCAACAUCGGACACCGCCUGCCCAAUGCGACUGAGAUGGUGGCGAAGCUGAAGUGCAAUGUGCUACUGGUUGAAUACAGGGGUUACGGCAAGAGCACUGGGAGUCCCUCUGAAUAUGGACUGUACUUGGACGCAAAGGCUGCUAUCAAUUUCAUCAGAACUCACACAGAACUGGGCGGCAGUCAGAUUGUUCUGUUUGGUCGAUCUCUUGGAGGAGCAGUGGCUAUACAUUCUGCUACUAGCCAGUCGCUCCUCAAUCUCGACAAAAUAUCCAAGAUCAAAUCUUCUGCCGCUUCUUGGGAAUGGUUCCAGAGACUCAUAGCUCACACAGAACUGGGCGGCAGUCAGAUUGUUCUGUUUGGUCGAUCUCUUGGAGGAGCAGUGGCUAUACAUUCUGCUACUAGCCAGUCGCUCCUCAAUCUCGACAAAACAUCCAAGAGCAAUGGCUGUAGCGCUUCGGGAGACACCAACUCGCUGAGAGGAGAGAACUUAGGGUCAGCAGAUGGUCUUCCAGUUGCCAUGUUGAUUGUGGAGAACACUUUCACCCACAUAGCAGAUGUGGCAGAAGUCAUGUUCCAGAUACCCGGAUUCACCUUCAUUCCAAGGUUGUUUUACAAGAACAAGUAUGCCAGUGUGGACAAGAUGGGCAGAGUGGAGGUGCCCUCUCUGUUCAUCAGCGGCCAAGCAGACCAACUGGUGCCCCCUCACAUGAUGGCCAAUCUGUUCACCAAAUGUGCAGCCACAAAGAAACGACUGCUCAAGGUGAGAGGCGGAACCCACAACGAGACUUGGAUGACCUCUGGAUAUUAUGAUUCCAUUCGGAAAUUCAUGGACGAAGUGCUGACGUCACCAGAAUCAUGGCAACUGCCAAUCAGAUCGAAUCAUGGGGGCGGAGGAACACCAAGAACCAGUAACACUCCAUCAAUGGAGUCAUUCGGAGGACCCUCUCAACCACUAUCAGCUGCGAAUAUCAACUCACCGGCUCACUCAGUGUCGGUUGGGGCGAGGAGAGACAACGAAACGACAGAGGAGUUCAAUUACCCUCAGAAUGAGUUCGCAGACAAUAACAGCAGACAAGUUUGAAUGAAAUAUAGAUAAGAGAAAGAGAAAUCGAGAUUGAAGAAAGAAAUCGAAGUUCGCCGCUCAGUUAUCGUGUUUUUUUUCUGUAAUGAAAUGUGAAAUGUAGAGCUUAGUUAAAUGUAUUUUAAUUUUAAAAAGCUGAUUUACCCUCGAUGAAUUUGGCAAUAAUUGCUGACAAGUUUGAAAUCAGAAUAUGAAAAUCAAGUUUGAUGUUGUAUAAACGGGGUUGCGUACGUUUUCUCCUCUUUGAAUUGAGGUAAAAGGAUAAAUUUAAUUAAAUAGUGAAGAUUUUCUUAUGCAAAAAAAUUCUUCCGAAAGUUUUGUGUCAUUCAAGCUUUGAAAACAGAUACUUAACAACCAUGAAUUGAUGUACUGCCUUCUUUUACCACAAAAUAUUCUUUGC